AUGCAGCCGUCUUUGAUUCACCCAUGCUCCUUCUCUGGAGCACUCCUUUUGCUGGCAGUGUCUAACCUGCUUCUUUGGGAGGAGGUGGCUUCCUUACCGAAUUAUGGAGUGUCCACUGAAAGCCUAUAUGAACGUGUGAUUAGGUGGUCACACUACACCCAUGGUCUUGCCUCAAAUGUGUUCAUGGAAUUUGAAGUGAAGUUUGGUAGGACAGCUUGGUCGUAUAGCCCCUGCCACACUGCUGCAAUCCCUACUCCAGAAAACAGUGAGCAGGUCCACCAGACAAACUCAGAAGACCUUCUGAAAGUGUCCAUCACCAUUUUACAAGCUUGGGAAGAGCCUAUUAAGCACAUGGUGGCGGCAGUGGCUUCUCUUCCAAAUGUACCUGAUACACUGCUGUCAAAAACAAAGGAAUUGGAGGAGAGAAUGCUAGGGCUUCUGGAGGGAUUGAAGACCAUAUUCAGCAGGGUUCAUCCAGGAGCUGCUGUAAGUGACUAUACUUUCUGGUCUGAAUGGUCAGAUUUGCAGUCAUCUGAUGAAUCCACUAAGUACAAUGCUCUUAAAACCUUAAGUCGGUGUGUGCGCAGGGAUACGCAUAAGGUUGAUAAUUAUCUCAAGGUCUUGAAGUGCCGCGAUGUUCAUAACAACAACUGCUGA
Messenger RNA from Apodemus sylvaticus (European woodmouse), 657 nucleotides. RefSeq names its product prolactin-3B1-like. The coding region runs from base 1 to 657 and encodes 218 amino acids. Gene Ontology annotation, biological process: positive regulation of lactation; mammary gland development; positive regulation of cell population proliferation. Gene Ontology annotation, molecular function: prolactin receptor binding; hormone activity. The record is from RefSeq and is a predicted model, not a curated record. Lineage: Eukaryota; Metazoa; Chordata; Mammalia; Rodentia; Muridae. The transcript is spliced from 5 exons. Gene Ontology annotation, cellular component: extracellular region.